Messenger RNA from Glarea lozoyensis ATCC 20868, 423 nucleotides. RefSeq lists its product as uncharacterized. NCBI's taxonomy places the organism in Eukaryota, Fungi, Ascomycota, Leotiomycetes, Helotiales, Helotiaceae. The coding region runs from base 1 to 423 and encodes 140 amino acids. The record is from RefSeq and is a predicted model, not a curated record. The transcript has 2 exons.
AUGGAGAAAAUAGGUGAUGAACGUGUCACGAAGGGUCAAAAUUCUAGCAGUAGCUCCCCUCGUGAAAUGCCAUAUGGUGGCUCCGUCUCAAACAUGGUUGAAGCAGUUGAUAAAUGCAGGGUUGUAGGCCGUGGUCAUGGAAACACAAAGCAAGAAUCGAGGAUGACUUUCUACCUUUCCGCCACGCGUUGUACUACAGUGUCUCCAGCCAAGACGUCGGUUGCAAAUGGUAUGGCCGCCCAUGCUAUUUCCUAUGCAGAGGCUGGUCGGUCGGCCGCAGGCAAUGAUACCGGACUAGCAUCGACUGCCCUCUUCCUCUCUCGGUUGCAUGCAGAAAGAUGUCUCCUAUUUUCCACAGCUUACCGUUGCCGUCUCAAUCUGAAGUUGGGAUGCUCUUUGAAAAUAGGUUUUAUAUCCCGAUGA